AUGGAGCAAUCAUCAAAUAACAGCAACCACCACAUACAAGGUACUGAGCGAAUCGCCAUCAAUUUGUGUCGGGAAGCACCUGGAGUAACUGAGGUAAAGUCUAUCGACUUGUUCCUGAAUCACAUUCUACAAUCAAUCCCCAACAAACAAAUCACAAUGUCCAAGUCAAGACUGCCCCUCGCGCUCGGUUUAACCGCCGCUGGUGGUAUUGGUUACUACCUCUAUAGCGCGGGUGGUGACGGCAAAGUCGCCCAGAAGAAAGCUGAAGCCGACGCGCACAGAAUCUCUACCCAGUUCAAGUCGGAGCUGCCCGGUCGGGGAGAGGAGGCGAAGAAGGAUGCGGAGAAGUACGGCGCACAAGCUGGCGCAAAGGUCGACAAUUCUCUCAACAAGACGCAAGCCGAAUUGCGGAAGGCCGCCGACGAAGCUGAAGCCUACGCAAAGGAUGCUAAAGCCGCUACUCAGAAGAAGAUUGACGAAUUCGACAAGAAGGUCGAGGCCGAGGCGUCCAAAGCCAAGAGCGGCAUCUCAGGCUGGUUUGGUGGCGGCGGAAAAUGA
Molecule: messenger RNA, 558 nt
Organism: Annulohypoxylon truncatum
Lineage: Eukaryota; Fungi; Ascomycota; Sordariomycetes; Xylariales; Hypoxylaceae
Exons: 4
Coding region: 1-558 (185 amino acids)
Source: RefSeq, a predicted model, not a curated record